CUGGCCAUGAUUGCGGAGAGCAUGGAGAAGCCUGAGGCUCCUGAAGCAGACAAACGCCUCCCCCAGCAGGCUGAGCAGGACCAGAAGCCUUUAACGGGAGAAGUGCAUCACGAAGUCCAGACUACGCUGGUGUGCACUACACUGACAGAAGCCCAGGAGCUGCAAGAGCUGGCUGAGAGCGUGGUCGAGGAAGUGCUGCAGAGGGUGAAAGAGCUGCAUCCGGCGGUCCACGUUUUAAGGAGGGCUCCCCUGGCCAUCAGCGGAAGGAUACUGGCUAGUGCGAGAAGGGCAGAGCCUUCAGAGACAUCGCCUGCAGAUCUCCAGCAGGAAAUCGGACAGGCGGCCAGAGAGAUUGCAGCAACCCUUUGGGAUUGCUUAGGGAAGCGUUUGCUAUGCAGCCCGUCAGACGCCUCUGAGCCCAGGCUGUUGGCCAGGCGGAGGCAGCAGCUUGUUGCCGGAGGAGCCACGCGAGCUGCCGAAGCGGGAGGAAGCGGAGCGAGGCAAGCUGAGGGAGCAGGCUAUGAUGGAGCAUCUCCUCUGCCUUCUCUUGACCAAAUCCCCACAGAUGCAGUUGUGAGUGUUGGAGUCACCUUGCAAUCAUUCGUGGCUUCUCAAUUUGAACGGCACUUCCAGUGUAAAUUUUCUGAAGUCCUGAAGCUGCCCCUUGAAACGAUUGCUGAGAGACAACCGCAGCCACCCCAGAUGCCUGUCUCCACCCAGGUCACAAAAGAAGGGGAAGGAUCAUCUCGUGAAUCUGAACAUUGGCUGUCAGAAGCCACAAGGUUGCCCCCGGUGCAGCCUUUGCAAAAUCUUGCGGCUGUAUCCCCAGAGAGUAGCACGCUUGCAAGGCGUAGCAUCCAAAACGCCAUUUGCAAAGUUCAGCAUCUCCACGCAGAAUUAAAAGCGUAUGCUGAAAGGAUUGUCCGUGAUGCUCUUGACACCCUGAAGAAGGAGGAGGAGGGGAAGUUAGAAAAAGAAAUGCAUGCAAAGGCAAGCUCCUUUGAGGACUCUUCAGAAGAAAGCACGGAGGAGAGUGGGCUAGUGGAGCAGCUAUUAGAGCGGUGUGGUCCCCCUCUGACUACAGUGGCUUCAGGAGUCCGUUGUGGAAGGCGGGUCGGAAGGCUCGACACUCUGUAG
Dromaius novaehollandiae (emu) is the source of this 1137-nucleotide messenger RNA. RefSeq lists its product as uncharacterized. The coding region runs from base 7 to 1137 and encodes 376 amino acids. The record is from RefSeq and is a predicted model, not a curated record. The transcript has 3 exons. Lineage: Eukaryota; Metazoa; Chordata; Aves; Casuariiformes; Dromaiidae.